GGGACAAUGGGAAUAGGUCUGAGGACCCUGGGAGUGGGUGGGGGGCCACACUGGGAAUGGGUUGUGAGGGCACUGGGAAUGGGAGGACAUAUGGGGACACCACUCAUCUCUCUUCCUAUGGAUCUGGGACACAGUCCUAAGCCUGCCCCCCCAUCCCCAGAACCCUUCCUGAAUCUUGGACUUUGCUCCUUGCCCCUUGGUGACGUGCCCAGAGGAAAAUUCCAUCCUGGGGAAGGGAGAGAGAGGAGCUGAGAGAGCCUGAUCCCAAGAAAAGCUUCUCCUGAGAGCACCUAAUUCUGGGAUCACCUGGUGCCAGAGUCACCUCAUCCCAGAACAACCUGGGCCUGACAGCACCUCAUCCCGGAAAAUUCCAGCUGGCAGAGGAGAAGCUCAUCCUGGGAUCCCCCAUCCCGUCUCCUUCUGCCAGUCCCCGGGGUCCCUCCCAGUGCAUUCAGGGUCUCCCUGUGUUGUCCCGCCAUGGCUGAGCCCUCUGGGAUUGGGAACAGCAUCCCGUUGGAUAAUCCUGGCCUGGACAUCGCUGCUGGGGAGGAAUUCCUUCAGGAAGUGUUCCAGAUCCUGCUGGAGGAGGGCGUGCGGAAGAGCACGGAUGUGACACAGAAGGUCUGUGACUGGAAGGAGCCGCAGGAGCUGCGGGAGCUGCUGGAUCUGGAGCUGCGGAACGAGGGGGAGGAGCAGGAGCGGCUCCUGCAGCGCUGCCGGGACGUGCUGCGCCUCAGCGUCCGCACUGGUCACCCCCGGUUCUUCAACCAGCUUUUCUCGGGGCUGGACCACCACGCCCUGGCCGGGCGGUUCCUCACUGAGACCCUCAAUACAAGCCCAUACACGUACGAGGUGGCCCCGGUGCUGGUGCUGAUGGAGGAGCAGGUCCUGGCCAAGCUCCGGGAGCUCGUGGGGUGGAGCAGCGGUGACGGGAUCUUCGCUCCCGGGGGCUCUAUGUCCAACACGUUGGCCAUGAACGUGGCGCGAUUCCAGCGUUUCCCAGAGAGCCGGAGCAAAGGGACCUGGGACCUGCCUCGCCUGGCCCUGUUUGCAUCCCAGGAGAGCCAUUAUUCCAUCCUAAAAGGAGCUGCUCUCCUGGGAAUUGGCACAGACAAUGUUCACCUGGUGCGGACAGACGAGAGGGGGAAGAUGAUCCCAGAAGAGCUGGAGAAGGAGAUCCAGAGGGUUAAAGCUGAGGGCUCGGAGCCCCUCUUUGUGUGUGCCACGAGUGGCACCACUGUCCUGGGCAGCUUCGACCCGCUGGACGCCAUCGCCGAUGUCUGUGCCCGCCACGGGCUGUGGCUGCAUGUGGAUGCAGCAUGGGGAGGCAGCGCCCUCCUCUCCCCCCAACUCCGUCACCUCCUUGCCGGCAUCCACAGAGCUGACUCGGUGACCUGGAACCCCCACAAGCUGUUGACGGUGGGGCUGCAGUGCUCGGCAUUCCUGCUCCAUGACAGCUCCGGGCUCCUGCAGCGCUGCCACGGCGCAGGGGCCACAUACCUGUUCCAGCGGGACAAGUUCUACGACGUGUCCCUGGACACAGGGGACAAGAGCCCCCAGUGCGGCCGCCGCGCCGACGGGCUGAAGCUCUGGGUGCUCUGGAAAGCCGUGGGGACGCAGGGGCUGGCACAGCGCGUGGAGCGGGCGUUCGCUGCCACUCGGUAUCUGCUGGAGCAGGUGAAGAGGAGGGAGGGAUUCCAGCUGGUGAUGGAGCCAGAAUUCCUCAACCUCUGCUUCUGGUUCAUCCCACCCAGCCUGAGGGGUCAGGACAGCUCCCCAGAAUUCUGGGACAAACUGGGAAAGGUGGCCCCAGCCAUCAAGGAAAAGAUGAUCCGGAGGGGCUCCAUGAUGGUGGGAUACCAACCCCAUGGAUCCCGAGUCAACUUCUUCCGGCAGAUUAUCACCAAUCCUGCUGUCACCCGCCAGGACCUGGACUUCUUCCUGGAUGAGAUCCAGGAAUUGGGAUGGGAUCUGUGAGCACUCCCAAAAAACUCCAAGAAAGACUCCAAAACGUGCCCCCCAUCCCUGAGGAAUAGGAGCAGAGCCUUGAUUUCCUCCCCACAUUGAAAAAUCAGAAACAACCCCAAAAUAUCACACUUGUGGAAUAAAAAUAAAACAACUUUUAAUGGUCCUGAUUUUAUAAUAAUUUGAUAUAACCCCACCCCAUAAAAUGGGGUUUGGGGUGUAGGGGGUUCCUCAAUUCCCCUGGAAGCUCCAGAGGAGGUUGUGCAUUCUGGGAUCAGGAUGCAGCGGCCUUGUGACUCUCCUGACAUUCUCAUGACUUCUUGAAGCUCCAGAGGUUGGAAUUUGUAUGGAAGGAGAUCUUGCAAGGGUUAGCACCUGAAAAACUCUUGGGAGGGUACCACAAAACCAGCUGCCUCCAUCCCUGAGGAAGUAGAGCAGAGCCUAGACUUCCUUCUGGAAUCUUUAUAUCAGGAAUAAAGACGGAAGUUCUUGGUGCUUGAUACCAAAAUUCCACACUCAUGGAAUAAAACAGUAUUUAAUGGUCCCAAUUCUAUAUUAAUUUGGUAUUAAUUUGGUAAUUAAAUGGGGUUUGGGGGGGUCCCUCAAUCUCUCUGGAGGCUCUGGAGGAAGUCUAGGAUUCCGGGAUCAAGCCGGGCGUGCUCAAGGCAGGAUCGCAGCCGGGACGCUGUGGCCUCCUGUCGCUCCCGCCGCCGCCACUCCCGCAGCAUCUCGAAAUUCCACAGGACGGGAUUGCCGGGAUUUUCCUCCUGGAUCUGCUCCAGCCGGCUCCGCUCCAGCCCAAGAUGCAGAAUUCCCACUUCCUGCCACUCUUUUCCCAAUCUUUGGGCGAUUUGCAUCAAAUCCUUCUCCAUCAAGCGCCGGGGAUUCACCGGUGGAGCUGGAAUCUCACCAGGACGACAUCCUGAAGUGGGGUCCCUCCUCACCUUGGAGGUGUCCCCGCUAGGUUCCCAGGGAGUUUCCUCCGGGAUUUGCUCUUCCAGGGGCAGCUGGAAGUUCUGGAUGAGGUCGAGGCGGCCGAGCUGCCGCAGGAUCCCUGCGGUCACACGCAGGGAAUUCCCCGGGAAGCGCUGGAGGAGGAUCCGGCACAAGUCGGGGCGUGAUGCCGGGUGCAGAAGCCCGGCAGGAAUUUGCCCUUCUAGCAGGAACUUCAGACUAUGGAAUUGCUCGUC
Messenger RNA from Ficedula albicollis (Collared flycatcher), 3155 nucleotides. It is a transcript of the gene CSAD, whose product is annotated as cysteine sulfinic acid decarboxylase. Gene Ontology annotation, biological process: carboxylic acid metabolic process. Gene Ontology annotation, molecular function: sulfinoalanine decarboxylase activity; pyridoxal phosphate binding. The transcript has 16 exons. The coding region runs from base 478 to 1977 and encodes 499 amino acids. Lineage: Eukaryota; Metazoa; Chordata; Aves; Passeriformes; Muscicapidae. The record is from RefSeq and is a predicted model, not a curated record. Gene Ontology annotation, cellular component: cytoplasm.